Molecule: messenger RNA, 699 nt
Organism: Prunus armeniaca (apricot)
Lineage: Eukaryota; Viridiplantae; Streptophyta; Magnoliopsida; Rosales; Rosaceae
Source: the annotation of a GenBank genome assembly
AUGGUGGUGGAAGAUGUGGAGAUUGAGAGUGGUGGUGAGGCUUCAAAGAGGGAGUUCAGGAGGCGUUUGAGGUUUAAAAGAGUGCCCAAUUUGGUUCAAACGGAGGUACGUAUUGUUCCCAACACGGGUUUUGGCUUUGAUUAUGUGGAAAUCGGAGAAGUAGAGUUUAGGCUGGAUAAUAGUAUUUUAGUGCACCCUUAUUUGGUUCCUAUGUUGGCAAGUCUUCAGUUGAUUGCUUCUUAUAUUGAGGGACGGAUUCCAAGUGGGUUUAGGCCGAAAGCUUUGUGUUUAGGAGUUGGAGGUGGAGCUUUGCUUGGAUUUUUAAAAGCCGAACUGGGAUUUCAGGUUGUGGGUGUGGAGGCGGACAAGGAAGUUUUAAGAGUUGCUACGAAGUAUUUUGGACUGGAAGAUGGUGGUGAGCAUGUCAAUGUUUGCGUUGGAGAUGCAAUAAAAGUUAUUGAGAAACUUGCGGGUCGAGGUAAUGGACAAAGUUCGGGUUCUUUUGGUGCUCAUGAGAUAGAAGGUGGUUGUGGGAUGGGUGAUGGCAAUGACAUUGAUACUAAAUUUGAUGUAGUGCUAGUUGAUUUAGAUUCAAGUGAUGCUGGAGAUGGUAUAAUUGCUCUGCCAUUUGAGUUUGUUAGGAAGCAUGUCCUUUUGGCUGCCAGAUCAGUUCUUUGUGAUAAUGGGAUCCUCGUAUAA